AUGUCUCGCGUGGCUCUGCUGGCAGAGAAGAUGAACCAUCACCCGGAAUGGUUCAACGUUUAUAACAAGGUCCAGGUAACGUUGACGACACAUGAUUGCGGCGGGCUGUCGAAGCGUGACGUCAAGAUGGCCAAGUUUAUCGACAAAAUCUCCCUCUCGAUGUAAUUAUUUUCCUCUUUAAUGUCAUGUGUUUUUCCAAUUAAAGCUGUAAAAGUUA
Solea senegalensis (Senegalese sole) is the source of this 217-nucleotide messenger RNA. Its product is annotated as pterin-4-alpha-carbinolamine dehydratase 2-like. Gene Ontology annotation, molecular function: 4-alpha-hydroxytetrahydrobiopterin dehydratase activity. NCBI's taxonomy places the organism in Eukaryota, Metazoa, Chordata, Actinopteri, Pleuronectiformes, Soleidae. Gene Ontology annotation, biological process: tetrahydrobiopterin biosynthetic process. The record is from RefSeq and is a predicted model, not a curated record. The transcript is spliced from 2 exons. Bases 1 to 165 code for a protein of 54 amino acids.